Macrosiphum euphorbiae (potato aphid) is the source of this 1377-nucleotide messenger RNA. NCBI's taxonomy places the organism in Eukaryota, Metazoa, Arthropoda, Insecta, Hemiptera, Aphididae. The record is from the annotation of a GenBank genome assembly.
AUGUGUUUGCACGUCAUGAUGUCAUCGAGCACGAACCGAAUGAUACAGCCUAGGAACCUGGCUUCGAUAUUGAUGAAAUUGCAUGGUGCAUUUGCUGAAGCCAUUACAUCGCCAAAAGCGUCCAUCGAUAAGCGCACGCUAGAGAAGACAUGGAAACUGAUGGACAAGGUUGUGAAACUGUGUCAACAUUCCAAGAUGAACCUGAAGAACUCACCACCGUUUAUACUCGAUAUACUGCCCGACACCUAUCAGCGGCUCAGGUUCAUUUAUACACAGUAUGAGAAUGACCUUUCUGAGCUGUACAACAACGAGCAUUUCAAUGUUUUCAUUUUGAAUGUGAUACGGAAAUGCAAACAAGCCAUCAAAUUAUUCAAAGAGGGCAAGGAGAAAAUGUAUGAUGAAAAUUCACAUUAUAGGAGAAAUUUGACCAAAUUGAGUUUAGUGUUCAGCCAUAUGCUCAGUGAGCUCAAAGCAUUAUUUCCAAAUCAUAGAUUUGCUGGUGAUAAAUUUAGAAUAACCAAAAGUGAUGCUGCAGAAUUUUGGAGAUCUAACUUUGGAAUGAGCACUGUAGUUCCUUGGAAACUAUUUCGUAGUGCCCUUCAUGACGUCCAUCCAAUUGUCAGUGGAUUAGAAGCAAUGGCGCUCAAAUCAACAAUAGAUUUAACAUGUAAUGAUUACAUAUCAAAUUUUGAGUUUGAUGUUUUUACCAGAUUGUUUCAACCUUGGCCAACUUUAUUAAGAAAUUGGAAGAUAUUAGCUGUUACGCAUCCAGGAUAUGUUGCAUUCUUAACAUACGAUGAAGUUAAAGCUCGUCUAGAAAAAUUUAUCACCCGACCAGGGAGUUACGUAUUCCGUCUAAGCUGCACACGGCUAGGGCAGUGGGCUAUUGGUUACGUGACAACAGAGGGUGAAAUAUUACAGACCAUUCCUCAAAAUAAAUCUUUGUGUCAGGCAUUAUUAGAUGGUGCACGUGAAGGAUUUUAUCUCUAUCCGGAUGGACAAAAAGGAAAUCCAGAUCUAUCAAAUGCCGUUGAACAAAGUCCAGAAAAUCAUAUCAGAGUUACUCAUGAGCAAUACGAAAUGUACUGUGAAAUGGGAUCCACUUUCCAGAUAUGUAAAAUAUGUACAGAAAACGACAAGGAUGUUCGCAUCGAGCCAUGCGGUCAUCUUUUAUGCACACCGUGUUUAAACUCUUGGAUGGAAUCCGAUGGCCAAGGUUGUCCAUAUUGUCGGGCCGAGAUCAAAGGUACUGAACAUGUUGUAGUGGACCCAUUUGAUCCAAAGAGAGUAAAGUAUAAAAGUGUUCCCAUCAUGCCCAUCGUAGUGCAACAUUCUGAAGAUGAAGAAGAUGAUGAAGACGACGAGGUGGUGAAAUAA